GAUGCCUGUUUGAUGUUUGAUUUUCAUUAUUAAUUAUUAUUUUGAACGUUUUAUUAAACAAAUACAGUUACGAAGAUUAUAAAACUGUUUAAUAUGUCUCUAGUUCCAGAUUAUGGAAAUUCAACAGACUCCUCCAGCUCAACAGAUACAGAUUCUGAAACUGAAAAUAUCCCAUCAAAGGAAGAAACGAAACUCAAACUACCAGCACCUAAUUUCGAUAAACAUACCACGGCAGAAACGAACGAGGCCUACCAAAAUUCCGUAUUUUUGAAUCCUUUCAUUGAAGAAGAGAAUGCUAAAGAGGCCGUUUUACAAAAACACGUUAAAAUGGUGAACAUAAAAGAUACCGUAGUUAUAAACGGGAGGAAAAUUUGUUGGAAUUAUCGCAAAGGAAAAUGCAGAUUUGGACACAAUUGUAAAUACGCACACGAUUCUGAUAUACAGAAAACUGAGCAGCAAAUCCAGGAAGAGAAAAAGGCGGCUCUUAAUUGCCCCAAUGCAGUUAUAAGCAAGAACAGUCAAAGUGGUGUGAUGAGUUCUAAAUGUUUUGUGAACGAUGAUGAAUGUAGUGAUGAAGGCACGGGCGCUGUUAAACAGAAAAGAAAAAGGCCUGGAUUAACGCAAGGUUUAAUACCCGGUAAAAAAGUUAUGAAGCAAUACAAGAAUCAAAAAAAGUCCAAAUAACACUUUGUUCCUCCAUGAACAUGAAUUUCUAUAUAGAAACACUUAAGUUAGUUUUAUAGUAAAAAUACAUUUUCCAAUGGAGAAUUGUUUCAGUGGAUUUAAAGGCUAAGGUAUUGCAGAAUGUUUGCAGAGUAAUUUAAAAAACAGUUUUGCUCGGUUAAGUCUGUUGAUGUGAAACAAAGUGCCGGAAUGGAAUCUAUUAUUAUAAGUCGUGUACUUUCUCCGUUUUGCACAGAGUGCUUGAUUGCUAACAAUAUACUUAGAAAAUCUUGCUGCGAGUUUGUUCGAGCCACU
Messenger RNA from Phyllotreta striolata, 978 nucleotides. NCBI's taxonomy places the organism in Eukaryota, Metazoa, Arthropoda, Insecta, Coleoptera, Chrysomelidae. The record is from the annotation of a GenBank genome assembly.